GAUGGCUUCCGAACAUUUCAUACCUUCAAAGUUUGUGUUUUCUGCUGAUUAUGCACCUGUGGUAAAAAAUUUACCAAUGCUGGCGGCGCUGGCAGAAGCGUGUCUGUGGCCAGUGGUGUUGCUUCUGUUCGACGACCAGUUCGUGCCCCGGCUGUCAAACUUGUACCGUAGACGAAGUGUUUCGGAUCGGGCUAAACCCCCUCAAGGCUUACACGGCAAGUUUCGCCCGUACAACGGUUCAUUGCAAGAUGCCCGAAGGCCUCCGCCGCCUUCCAGUGGUAGCGAGGCAGUCAGAUUUCCCAUCACCAACGGAUCUUUGUUCGCCAGCCUGGACGGCAGAGUUCCGGUUCUACACAACUACAGACGAGGCGUUAGAACGAUGAGUGGCCUACUGACUUCUCCGCCACCACCACAUUUUAUACACACGGCAACCGAUCCCACGGCGGUCGGUCACUGUUGCGAAGACGAACACAAUCAUCACCACCACCACCACCACCACCAACAGCAGCAGCAACAGCAACAGCAACAACUCCAACAUCGGUCACUGCGGUUCGCCAACAUGGUGACCGCGUCGGCGGCCAUGUCGACGUCGGCGGUGGCCGACUGCAAAGCGGUGGCCGACGACUCGACGCCCGCCGACAGCCUGGACGACCAGUCGAUCGUGACGGGCGUUUCCGCCACCGUCGUCGGGGGCGUUCAAGCGACGGACAGCCGUUUGCCACAAAACUUGCAACAGCUCCGCGAAAAGUUGUACGCUCAAGACGACGACGACGACGACGACGAGACGAGUUGUUGCGGAAGCGACGGUGGCCGGAACGCGGACGACGACGGCGGACGUCGGCUGGACAGGCACGAGGAGAAGGCAGCGGCCGCGGACACGACGGCCGACGACCAGGACGAUUCCUCGGACGACGGGUGCGACAGGAGGGACGACUGCGACGAUUGCGAUGAAGAGGGCGGGUACGCCACGCUGUCCGCCAGGAGCGUGUGCUCGGCCACGACGGCGGCCAACGACGAUUUCGAGUAUUUCGCCGCGUCCGCCGACCGAUCGGCCGGCUAUUGCGGCAGCGAAGACGUCGCGCCGGCACCGGCGGCCGAGCGGUCGCCCGUCGGCGGCCGGGUGCCUUACCAGCGGGCGCCGACCAGACGCGCCAAGCACCACCAGCACACACAGCCGCCGCAGUAUCACCAGCAGCAUCACAGGCUGAAAAUGCGCUCCGCGGCACCGGCCCUGCCGCCCACCCCGCCGACGCCUCGCAGGCCCAAGGCCCGUCUCACGUCCUGUCCGUCGACUCGCUGGUCGGCACAAGCGGCUGCGGACCGCGGCCGCCGCGAGUUAUCCGCAUACCGUCAAAUGCUGCAGCAACAUCAUCAUCAUAAGCAGCAGCAGCAGCAGCAGCAACAGCAGCCUCCGCUUCACCACCCACACCACCAUCACGGCGCGGGAGGCAGACAUCGCGGCGGCUUCGGCGGCAUAGCGGGUAGACGGCUGGGCGGCGGCGGUGGCCGCGGACACCACGGCGGCAGCGUGCCCGAUCUGAAACGGGUGUUCGUCACGGAUUUUUUGUAAGCCAUGUUACCCGGUCCGCGUGUGUUUUGCUCGUCACAAACGUGUCCGGGACGCGUUCUCGGCGUCCCUCGGUUCCCGGUCCAUUUCACCGGCAUCCGUUUCCGUUGUAUUUUUAACGGUUAAAAAAUCGUUUUUUUUUUCUAUUCCUUUUUUUUGAUUUGACUUUUCAUUUUUUAUCGUGUUGACCUAUCGAUACAAUAUUAUUAUUAAAACGCGUGUUUUGUUAUAUCACAUGGGUAUACAAAACGCGACGACAUUAGGUAUUACAUUAUCUGCGUGUAUAUAUUGUGUACAUGCAUACAAUAAUUCUGAGUCACGUAUUCGUAUAUAUUUAGAUAUUUCGAUAAUAAUUUAUUCAAACAUAAAUCUGUUUUUGUGUAUAAAACUAUUUAAAACAUUUGGUUAGUAGGUACUGUUUUACUUUUUUUUUUUUAUAUUAAAAUAUUGAGAGGUACACGUGCGCCAAAUCAAUUCGCAGUAAGAAGGUACGAUACGCAUCUACACAGCCACGUACAACAUUAUUUUAUUGUAAUUUUCGUUAGGAAAUCGACCAAAGACGGAAGAAUUUAUUAUAAUAUGUACCUGUUAUAAUAGUAGAGUUCUAUCACCGCAUUAUUGUACCGUGUCUAAGUCUAAAAGUUCGUUUUCGUCGUGUUUCUAUUCUUAUACGGCUAUUAUUAUUCAUAUAUUAUAAUAAUAUAUGAAUGAUAUAUUAUUGAAUAUUAUUAUAUCAUUA
Molecule: messenger RNA, 2306 nt
Organism: Melanaphis sacchari
Lineage: Eukaryota; Metazoa; Arthropoda; Insecta; Hemiptera; Aphididae
Product: lateral signaling target protein 2 homolog
Exons: 4
Coding region: 2-1570 (522 amino acids)
Source: RefSeq, a predicted model, not a curated record